Plasmopara halstedii is the source of this 822-nucleotide messenger RNA. Its product is annotated as NUDIX hydrolase domain-like. Lineage: Eukaryota; Oomycota; Peronosporomycetes; Peronosporales; Peronosporaceae. The record is from RefSeq and is a predicted model, not a curated record. Gene Ontology annotation, molecular function: GDP-mannose hydrolase activity. The transcript has 4 exons. The coding region runs from base 1 to 822 and encodes 273 amino acids.
AUGAGCUUCUCGGUUCACAGCUUUAAGACACAACUAGCCGUAGAUCAGCUCACUAUCUGCCUUUCAAAGCAUUUUAAUCGCCUAACACAUCCUGACCCUUUAAUUGAGCAACAAAAGACGCAACACUGGAAUGAUUUAAAGCAUCAAGCACCAGGACUGUUUAAUGCGUCAAAAUUUCGUCUGCAAACGCUCUCAGAGGAUCAAUUCUCGUCAUCAUUGCGUAUGGAAUGGGGUUUGACUGACUACGCAUCGUAUCUGGGCACAUGCUGCUCGAAAUUAUGUCCGCAGCUACUGCAAGACGAAACUACAGACGCUCAAGUGGUACUGAUUAAGCGCAGCAACAAAGUUGGUUUGUAUCAGAAUCUAUAUGAUACUCCUGGGGGACAUCCCGAACCGAUGAAUAUUGAGUUAACCGAAGAAGUUUUGCAGAAGUUGGAAGAUCAAGGGAAUAAGCUAAAAAGGAUGCAAUUUGAGGACGCAGCAAAGCAGGAAUUCUAUCAAUCCAUUGCAAAUGAAGUGUAUGAAGAGGUGAAUCUUUCUUUACAGCAGCAAGAACCGCCGAUGCUGAUGGGCGUCGUCUUGCAAACCGAUGCGUGUACACCAAGUUUUGCUUUUUACAUCAAGGCACAGUGCUCAGCAGCAGAGCUGAUAGAAAUGUAUCGGGCUGGACCUUCCGACAAGUUUGAAUCGGUAGACCUUAAACUAUUGUCUGCCGAUAGUUUGCUGGCAGAGAGAUCGACUUUAUUACAUGGAUUAGAAUUAACACCAUCGGCGGAGGGUACAUUACAGUUGUGGAAGCAGCAUACGCUGCAAUUUAAUUAG